CACACACACACACACUUGUAUAUCAUCAGCAGAAGAACUGUUCAUCAGGAGCUUCCUGAAAUGGGUUUUCAAUGCUGAGGAGCUACUCAAGACUAAGACCAAGGGCAAAGGAGAUGAAGGUGAAGCUGACACACCUGGCUGAGAAACCACAUAAACACAGAGCCAAUGAGGAAAAAACGCCUCCUGAUCUGGAAUCUCUGCUGCAAAGCAAAGCGGGCCUGCAGGUGUUUCGCUGGUUCCUGCGCUCGGAGUUCAGUGAGGAGAACCUGGACUUCUGGCUUGCCUGUGAGGAAUACAAGACCAUGCCUGAGACCAAACUGUCCUCUAAAGCCCAGAUCAUCUACACUCAGUUCAUCGCUGCUGAAGCUCCACAGGAGGUAAAUCUGGACUGUGAGACGCGUGAGGUGCUGAAAGACAGGAUGGACACACCAGCUACCGACACAUUCGUCGAAGCUCAGCAGCGCAUCUUUACCCUGAUGGCCAAAGACUCGUUCCCUCGCUUCCUACACUCAUCCUACUAUAAGCAAACAGUCAGAGGGGCCUGAGCUGGCAUAUGCUAUAUAAAUAAAAAAUUGCUAGUAAUUGAGAGUAAAAGAGCAUUAACGUAGAUAUUAGUUAACUUUAGCUGUGUCUCAAAUCGUUUAAUACUCAAUGAACUGAAAUUUCUCAGAGCAUGUCCUAGAAGGUCCCACGAUAUGAUAUUAAUUCCUCAGAGGAAAUUACAGUGGCCAUUUUGAUUUGUAACAUCACUGGUUACUUUUGUGGAUUUUGCUAAUUUAAAAAGAAAACACUACGGUCGAUAAAGUACUCGGUAGCCGUAAGAUCCGCGUAAGUCACCGUGUUAGUUACGAACAUCAUAAAAUAUAACAGAUGCUAUGAAUAACAGAAAUAAACAUAUCUGUAAAACUG
Messenger RNA from Tachysurus fulvidraco (yellow catfish), 909 nucleotides. RefSeq names its product regulator of G-protein signaling 5. Bases 72 to 545 code for a protein of 157 amino acids. The record is from RefSeq and is a predicted model, not a curated record. NCBI's taxonomy places the organism in Eukaryota, Metazoa, Chordata, Actinopteri, Siluriformes, Bagridae. The transcript is spliced from 5 exons.